AUUUUUCAUCAGUUUGUUUUUUUGUGCAACUAUAAACAUUCAUCAUGAAUUCUGCAGUUCUAUUAUUUGUCACCUGUGUAGCUUCGGCUACAAUAUUUGUUAAUGCCUAUGAUUCCUUUGAAGACAAUCUUGAACAAUGGACAGCCCAAUGUAUUUCAGAAACUGGUGCUAAUUAUGAGAUAAUAGAAGCUGAACGAAAUGGUGCGGAUAUUAAUGAUGAAAGAGUAAAGUGCUUCCAUGCAUGCAUGGCUAUAAAAAUGGGAGUGAUGUCUUAUGAUGGUACAGUAGAUAAAGAAAAAAUCAUCAACUUUAUUCCACAUUAUGUUUCUGACGAACAAAGGAUGGAGAUCAUGAGACAACGUGCUUCAUGUGUAAAUAUGGUUGGUCCAAACCCAUGCGGUACUGCUGACCUUAUCUUUAGAUGCAUUCGCCCAGCAACAGCACGCUAUACUUCACCACAAGAACAUGGAAAGAACGUUUACUAUUUCUUUAGCGUGAAAAGAACAUGAUUUAUUAUGUAUCAUAAAAAAGAUUGUUAAAAGCAACUUAUUAAAACUCUAAAAGCAUUGAAAGUCUACCUAUAAAGAUGAUGUAAAAUUUAAAAGUGCAAAAAAAAUGGCAACACUUAUUUUCAUUUUUGUUACAAGGUCAUAGUGAUGUUGUCAUUAUAGAAUAUUAAUAAAUAAAAAUAAAUACA
This is a messenger RNA of Chelonus insularis, 697 nucleotides long. RefSeq lists its product as uncharacterized. Bases 45 to 509 code for a protein of 154 amino acids. NCBI's taxonomy places the organism in Eukaryota, Metazoa, Arthropoda, Insecta, Hymenoptera, Braconidae. The transcript has 4 exons. The record is from RefSeq and is a predicted model, not a curated record. Gene Ontology annotation, molecular function: odorant binding.